Molecule: messenger RNA, 2255 nt
Organism: Manihot esculenta (cassava)
Lineage: Eukaryota; Viridiplantae; Streptophyta; Magnoliopsida; Malpighiales; Euphorbiaceae
Product: phosphoglucan phosphatase LSF1, chloroplastic
Exons: 10
Coding region: 25-2001 (658 amino acids)
Biological process (GO): starch catabolic process; protein dephosphorylation
Cellular component (GO): starch grain; chloroplast
Molecular function (GO): protein binding; carbohydrate phosphatase activity; protein tyrosine/serine/threonine phosphatase activity
Source: RefSeq, a predicted model, not a curated record
CUCAGAUUUCUCCACGUGACAGUUAUGAGCUUAAAAAGGUCAGACAACUGUGCAAACGGCCCCACAAACGACACGUGGGCCAACCGAUCCUUAGCUCAACUCUGUGGUGCGCCCUCUCUCUCUCUUCUCCUCUUCAUCAAUCUUUCUCUAAUCUCUAUAAAUCCAGUACUAUUCGGUAAUCCGCUUCAAUUUUCUAAAAUCCUCGAUCAAGAAAACGUUUCUUCUCUCAUAAUGUCCUCUCUGCAACUUCCUGGUUGCAGGAAAGCUCUCCGUCCCCUCCGUCCGGCAACUUCUUCGUCUUCCUUCUGGGGCAGAGAUCUGUGCUUCGUCAAUGCCGUCUCCUUCUCCAUCUCCAAGAAAGAGAAUAGUAAGAUUCUUCGCCUUAGUAAAAGAACUGUUAGGGUUUACGCAAUGUCCUCUAACGGUAGCGGUUCCUCCUUCAAGAUGAAUCUCAAUGAGUACAUGGUUACUCUUGAGAAACCUUUCGGUAUUCGCUUUGCUCUCUCUGUCGACGGCAAAAUAUUGGUUCACGCUCUCAAGAAAGGGGGUAAUGCGGAGAGGUCCAGGAUAGUUAUGGUGGGUGACACUUUGAAGAAGGUCACCAAUUUGUCUAGCGGCAGGCUUGUUGUGUUCAGUGAUUUAGGGGAUGCACAGAAGAUGCUGAUGGAGAAGAAUGGAUCUUUUAGCUUGAUCCUCGAGCGACCCUUUUCGCCUUUUCCAAUUCACCAUUUACAAGCUUUGACUGAUAUAGACUUGAUGUUCAAUCGAGGGCGUGUUCCUAUUGCUACUUGGAACAAAACUAUCCUAUUAUCAAAUUUGAAAACUUCUUCUGAAGGGAGUGGAAACUCUGGUUUCAUAGCAUUUUCUUCCAAGUUUUUGACACCCAAUGGAUGGAAACUUUUGAAUGAUCAACAUGGAUAUAUAGGAUCACCAGCAGAGAAAACCCUUCAAACCCCCGUGAGCAACUUUGUUUGUGUUUUUUCUGAAGGGGAGUCUGAAGAUGGAGAAUGGGCUUAUGGAAGCUUUCCCCUGGAUGAGUAUAUCAAUGCACUACAUCGUUCUAAAGGCGAGCUAUACUACAAUCAAGCGCUUGGUACUAAUUACAGUAAGAUUACUGAGCAAAUAUAUGUCGGGUCUUGUGUACAAACAGAAGCUGAUGUGGAAAAGUUGUCAAGAUUGGGAGUCACUGCUGUUCUCAAUUUCCAGAGUGGCAUUGAAGCUGAAAACUGGGGAAUCAAUUAUGAUUCAAUCAAUGAGUCAUGCCAAAGAUUCAAUAUUCUUAUGAUCAACUAUCCCAUAAAAGAUGCAGAUUCCUUUGACUUGAGGAAGAAAUUACCAUUUUGUGUGGGGCUUCUAUUGCGCUUGUUGAAAAAGAAUCACCGUGUAUUUGUCACUUGUACAACUGGCUUUGAUCGAUCUCCUGCUUGUGUGAUAGCGUAUCUUCACUGGAUAACUGAUACAUCCCUUCAUGCCGCUUAUAACUUCGUCACUGGAUUGCACUCAUGCAGACCUGAUAGAGCGGGAAUUGCUUGGGCAACAUGGGAUCUAGUCGCUAUGCUGGAAGGUGGCAGACAUGAUGGACCAGCAACACAUGCUGUGACUUUUGUGUGGAAUGGUCAAGAGGGAGAAGAUGUAUCUCUGGUUGGAGAUUUUACUGGAAACUGGAAAGAACCAGUGAAGGCAAGUCACAUGGGUGGUCCAAGAUAUGAAGUUGAAGUUAGACUUCCCCAAGGAAAGUACUACUAUAAGUACAUCGUUAAUGGGCAAUGGCGGCAUUCAACAGCUUCACCAACAGAAAGGGAUGAAAGGGGAAAUGUCAACAAUAUAAUUAUGAUUGGUGAUAUUGCAAGUGUGAGGCCUUCUAUUCGACAACAAAAGAAGGACGCCAACAUUAUCAAGGUGAUUGAGAGGCCAUUGACAGAAAAUGAACGUUUUAUGCUGGCAAAAGCGGCUCGUUGCAUUGCAUUCUCGGUCUGUCCAGUCAGAUUAGCUCCAAAGUAAUUGAGCAUUUAAUGUCAUCCCUGACAACUUACUCUGCAUACUUCCACGGCUACAUAGAUUCAACAUUCGUCUGGGAAGUCUAAAAUUACUAUACCAAUUGUAAAGACUUCACUGUUGCCAAUUCCUUUGAACAGGAAGAUUUUUGUUAUGUGACAUAUCCAUAGAAAUAGAACAUGUUGUAAUAGUACCUUGAAUGUUGAUGUAUGAGCAAUCAAAAGAUGCCCCUCAAGAUUAAUGGAUUAGUAGUUACAGUA